Drosophila willistoni is the source of this 907-nucleotide messenger RNA. Its product is annotated as rRNA-processing protein UTP23 homolog. Gene Ontology annotation, molecular function: small ribosomal subunit rRNA binding. The record is from RefSeq and is a predicted model, not a curated record. Lineage: Eukaryota; Metazoa; Arthropoda; Insecta; Diptera; Drosophilidae. The coding region runs from base 49 to 798 and encodes 249 amino acids. The transcript has 3 exons. Gene Ontology annotation, cellular component: nucleolus; small-subunit processome.
ACUAGUAAUGGAUCCAAAAGUGUUGUUUAUUAUUAUUUAUUUCGAAAAAUGAAAAUAUCACGUUUUAAAAAGUCGCACAAGACUUUGGUGUACUUUGCUUCAAACUUUGAGUACCGCGAGCCCUACCAGGUGCUAAUUGAUGCCACAUUUUGUCAAGCAGCUCUUCAGCACCAAAUUGGCAUUGAAGAGCAAAUUCGUAAAUACUUUCAAUGCCCAGCUAAGUUAUUGACCACGCAGUGCGUUAUUCUCGAGGCCGAAUCCUUGGGAGCACCUCUAACUGGAGCCACCAGUAUAGUAAAAAAAUUCCACGUGCAUAAAUGUGGACACGAGGGAAAACCUGUGCCUGCUGCCGAAUGCAUCAAAUCUAUGACAAAGGACAAUCGCUAUAUAGUUGCCUCUCAGGAUCGUCUAUUGCAAGAGAGUCUACGCAAGGUUCCUGGCCGAUGUCUGCUCUACCUACAUAAAGCCACCCCUGUCUUGGAAGCUCCGUCGAAAGCCUCCAGGAAAUGGGUGCAAAAGCGUGCUAAGAAUUUAAUGCUGGGCAAGCAAGUAGAAAAGAUUGACUUUAUGAAGGAGCAGCAAGGAUUAAAGAACACUGAAGUGACAAAGAAAGUGAAUCCAAAGAAAAGUAAAGGUCCCAAAAAUCCGAAUCCAUUAUCAUGUAAAAAGAGCAAAAAGGAUAGAACACAGCAAACUAAACCCCAAAUACACAAAGUAGACCAAACCGGCAUAACUAAGGCGAAACGAAAACGCAAAAAAAUACCAGCUCACGUUAAAGCAGCACUCAGUAAAGUUUAAUUUAUGUUUAUGGACAUUCUAGACUAAUAAAGGUUUGAAUUGUUUACUAAAUUAAACAUUAUAUCUCAUUUGAUAAGUCAUUUGACUAUUAAAUUUCAUAUAUUAAGAA